AUGAGUAUUCAAAUGUCCCUAGUUUUCGGUGCCUUAAUUUUAGAAAUGGUAACCUUAUUGCUGAUGGUAUUACCAUUGCCUCAUCCUGUUAGGGUGAAAAUCAUGGAUAUAGCCACGGUAUUAAGGAACCUGAAAAACUUCAAGAUAGGAUUUUGGUUUACUGUUAUAUUGUUGAGUAUGCAAUUUGCAGAUUGUAUCCAGAGGUUACAAAGAUUCGGUACUUUAGGGAAUCCAUACUUCGCCUUAAACUCCCAAAACAAGCAAUUUGGGACGAUGUCGUACGACCAAUUGGCGUCCAAAUUUUACUCGCAAAGGAAUUUAUACAUAACUGGUGCUGUGUUGUAUUUAAUGCUUGCGAUCUAUACCGUGAGUACCAUUUUGAAGAAAUUGGUCUCUAAGGAAGCUGAAUUCAGACAAUUGUCUGCGAAUGAAAAAGAAGGAGCUUCUAAAAUUGCUGGCGAAGAAGGCGAAGAGUCCAGUGAAGUGGCUAAAUAUAAGAAGUUAAUUGAACAAAAGGAACUUGACAUAGCUACCUUGAAGAAACAAGUAGGUGGAUUGCAAAAGUCCUACGAUGACUUGAAUCCAUCACAAGUAAUUGAUAAGGAUGAGUAG
Molecule: messenger RNA, 612 nt
Organism: Debaryomyces hansenii CBS767
Lineage: Eukaryota; Fungi; Ascomycota; Pichiomycetes; Serinales; Debaryomycetaceae
Exons: 1
Coding region: 1-612 (203 amino acids)
Biological process (GO): endoplasmic reticulum to Golgi vesicle-mediated transport; intracellular protein transport
Cellular component (GO): endoplasmic reticulum; endoplasmic reticulum membrane
Source: RefSeq, a predicted model, not a curated record